Messenger RNA from Cimex lectularius (bed bug), 1785 nucleotides. RefSeq names its product protein yellow-like. The record is from RefSeq and is a predicted model, not a curated record. NCBI's taxonomy places the organism in Eukaryota, Metazoa, Arthropoda, Insecta, Hemiptera, Cimicidae. Gene Ontology annotation, cellular component: extracellular region. Bases 117 to 1364 code for a protein of 415 amino acids. The transcript is spliced from 5 exons.
UUUUAUUUUGCAAUUUGUGUACAUUUCCUUAUUGACGAAUGAACAGUGAGUACGUUAACAGUUUGUUCGCUUCGUAAGGUUGUCUGUUAAUCUCAGACUAAAUUGUUUGAUUUUAUAUGCUCUAUGCGAUGAGCAGUUUGCCGCUACUCUUACUGGGGCUGUCCUAUGUGGCCGGGGAAUUAGAGAUAAUGUAUCAAUGGACGUUGGCCAAAUUCGACACUCCGUUCAACUAUCCCCCAAAUACCAAAUAUAGAGCCGACACGACCUUUAUCAACAGUGUUGAGGUCGGUUGGGACAGGGUGUUUGUCACGUUGCCGAGGAUCUGGUCGGGGAACCCCGCAUCACUCGCCUGGGUGCCCAGGCCUAGAAAGGGGCAGCCUAACGACCCAUCGCCUCCACUUCAGGCAUAUCCGGGCUGGGAAUGGCACGUAGAAGCAGCAUCGCGCAACCUCACUAAGGGCAAUUGUUCCGGUUUGGUGUCCGUGUUUAGAGCACGGCUCGACCGGUGCAACAGGCUUUGGGUCCUCGACAGUGGAGUCCAAGACAGUCUGGUCACUUUUAACGUUGUAUGCCCUCCUCGAAUUUUCAUCUUUGACUUGAGAACAGACCAGCUUGUCAGGAUGAUAACUCUCCCGAAUGAAGUACUGAGGAGGAACACGCUACUCUCCAACAUGGUUCUCGAUGAUCAAUCCGACUUCCAAAAUGGAGGAUACGGCUCCUGCGACAACAUGUUCGUGUAUAUGUCUGACACUGUAGCCCCUGCGAUAGUAGUCUACGAUUCGACCAGGGACGCAGCUUGGAGACUACAACAUCCAAAAAUGUAUCCCGAUCCCGACUACGGCACUUAUACACUCGCUGGUGAAUCGUUCACUUUAAUGGACGGAAUACUCGGAAUGGCACUGAAUCCGGCGGGAAGUUACAGAAGGACUUUGUUCUUCCAGCCGUUUGCUUCAGACAGACUCUUCGGAGUACCUACAUCCGCUCUCCAAAGAGGGCCCAACCCAGGUGACGAUGCGGAGCUGCCCGUCACACUCGUCGGGCAUAAGUCUUCCCAGGCGGCCGGACUCGCCGUCGACAUUCGAGACGGGUCACUCGUUUUCUGCCCCGUCUCAGAAACUGCGAUAGCAGCUUGGCAACCGGGGUCGCUCGACCACAAGGUUGUCGCAUAUUCUCCCGAACUGCUCCAGUUCGUCCUUGAUUUUCGUUCGGCGGAUAGAGACGAAGGAAAUAUGUGGCUUGUGAGCAGCAGGUUCCACAAAUACUUCAGGAGGACCGUCAACCCAAAAGAGUUCAACAUCAGGAUCAUGAGACUUACUCCUGAAGUAAACCAUCUGAAUAGUACUCUUUUCGUCUUCAAGAAAUAAUGCAACCAUAAUGUCUGAACUACAAAAAUUAUAUACAAAAGUGUUGAAUUUGUUGAAAUUACUUAAAUUGUAAUUACUGAAUUUUUAGAAGGUCAUAAACUUAAUAUUUAUUAUGCUAAUACUUGACCCCUGUUAAAUGUAAUUAGGAUUUGAACUCAAUUUUUGGGUUCUUUAAUUCAAAUUGUUAACUUAUACCAACUUUUACAUAAAAAUACGUUAUUUGCGAGAGGUAAAUAAACAUAUCUCUACAGGCUAAAAAAGGUAUGCUAAAAAUAUAUUUUGAUAAUCUGAAUUUGCCAAAAACAUUUAGUCAGCUACCUGAUUUAGCUACAUAUACAUAAAUUUUUUAUUGUAAAAUAUGUACACUAAUGUAAUAUAGCUCAAUAUUUUUUUAUAGUUUGCCAAUUCUCUUUAUGAUAUU